AUGGAUGCAUUUCGAGCCACGUAUGAACAUGUAAUCAGACCAGUCAACUCAGAGGAGUAUUGGAAAAAGACUGGUCUCUUGGCUCCAGAGCCACCCACCAUUAAGAGACCUCCUGGGCGCCCAACGAAGAAAAAGAGAAAACCUGAUCCUGUUGAGGAUUCACCAGAUGCAAUAAAGGGAAAAAGGACAUUCAUGGUCACUUGCCAAAAAUGUGGUCAGACUGAUCACAAUGCAAAGACAUGCAAGGGACCACCAAGGCCUAAACCACCCCUAAAGGUUAAGAAAAAUGGACAACCAACAGCAACGAAAAAUACUUCAUUUGCUCCACCAUCACAAGAUGAAGUCCAAGUCUCCCAAACAGCACCCCAACCAUUGCCACAGGAGCAGAUAACCAACAAUUCAAGCCAUGUUGCACCUCCAUCAACAUUUAGGCCUCCAAGACCUAAACAACCAAUUAGGAGGCCACAUUCUACUCCAGCACCUACCCCACCUUCUGCUCCAGCACCUUCUCCAAGACUAACCAUCUCCGCAGCACCACAGAGGCCUACCCAGUCAGCAUCACCUGAAACACUUGCUGCUACAAGUUCUGGCACAGCUUCAAGAAUCUUCAAGUUCAUGCCAACACCUGGACUAAGGCUUCCAAAAUAG
Arachis stenosperma is the source of this 648-nucleotide messenger RNA. RefSeq names its product extensin-like. The record is from RefSeq and is a predicted model, not a curated record. Bases 1 to 648 code for a protein of 215 amino acids. The transcript is spliced from 2 exons. NCBI's taxonomy places the organism in Eukaryota, Viridiplantae, Streptophyta, Magnoliopsida, Fabales, Fabaceae.